Alternaria burnsii is the source of this 981-nucleotide messenger RNA. RefSeq lists its product as uncharacterized. Lineage: Eukaryota; Fungi; Ascomycota; Dothideomycetes; Pleosporales; Pleosporaceae. Bases 1 to 981 code for a protein of 326 amino acids. The record is from RefSeq and is a predicted model, not a curated record. The transcript is spliced from 2 exons.
AUGACUUCAACGGAACCUCAUCCCGCUAUCGGAGCGCUCGAUCAGCUCCAACCUAGCAAAUCACACGCCUUCGACCCUUCUGCCGAUAUCCCCUCACUCAAUGGGAAAGUUAUUCUGAUCACGGGUGCGAACAGCGGCAUCGGAAAACAGACUGCCAUCGAAUUGGCUAAGCACAAUCCCGCGCAGAUCUGGAUCGCCGCUCGAAAUGAACAGUCAGGCCUCGAAGCUGUGCAAGACGUCAAGAAAACGGGGUCCAGCGUUGACGUGAGAUUUGUGUCCCUGGAAUUGACGUCCUUUGAGUCGAUCAAGGCGGCGGCCAAGAUUGUACUUGCAGAAGCAGCUCAGCUGGAUCUUCUGAUCUUGAACGCGGGAAUCAUGGGAGGACCUCCAGGCGUUACGGUGGAGGGAUACGAGCUAGCAUUCGGCACCAACCACGUCGGUCACGCAUUGCUAUUUGACAUGCUGGUUCCACUCCUCACCAAGUCCGCUGAGACGUCCGCGACCAAGCCUCGAGUAGUUUCCGUCAGCUCGCGUGGCCAUGCCUUCGAAGUCCCACCGGGAGGCAUCGCAUUCUCAACCCUGAAAUCAACCCAGUCGGAUCUCUCAGGGGUGACGCGUUACACGCAGUCGAAGCUCGCCAAUGUGGUGUACGCACGAGAGAUUGCACGGCAUCACCCCUCGAUCAUCUCUGUGGCUAUCCAUCCAGAGGACGUAGCUACGCAGUUGUUCGACAAGGGUGUGCAGGGCGGUGGACCAGAGAUUGAGUACCUCGCGCGAGAAGUGGCGCCGAGAGUGGGCGUAAGCUUGGAGGAAGGCGUCAAGAAUGGGCUUUGGGCCAUGACUUCUGACGAUGUGCAGAGCGGCAGGUACUACGAACCUGUUGGCGUACUGGGCAAGGGCAGCGCUUUGUCUAGGGAUAGGAAGCUUGGAGAGAAGCUGUGGAAAUGGACGCAGGAAGAGCUUGAGAAUCAGACCGUUUGA